AUGGGGGCAGGGCUGCUGUCCAAGCCAGCCGACGUAGCCAGCGUCAGCUACGAGGCCAUUCGUGUAGCCCCGUCAUCAGAAGUUGCGCAGUGGUUUGAAAACCUUGGCAACGAGUUCCAUGAGUACGCGACAGCGACGUUGAGCCACGGCAUCGAUGGCCCCUUGCUGCGAUCCCUCGGGGCGAGCGACCUUCCGCUUGUGUUGGAGUCGCUGGGGGUGACGGACCCCCUGCAUGUCCGCCUUGUCGCCACCUUCUUUCAGCAGUUUAAAACUGCUCAGCGAGCCGCUGAACGGCCUGAGGCAGUGGCUGUCGAGCAUCACACGGUCAAACCAUCGCCGAGACAAAAUCCAAUGAUGACGAAACAAGUGCCAUUCCGCAAAACGACGCUCGCCAUGCCGUCACCACACAAGCACCCCCCACACUCGAGGAACGUACGGUCCAAGUCGGAGGCAUUCGUUUCGUUGCCCAUUCCGUCUAGCGACUACCAGGCGUACUUUUCCUAUGUUGUCGGGCCAGACGAGAACGGCCACCCCAUCAAGGAUCGCGUCGGCGCGAUCCAUGCGGCGCUCAUUUCCAAGGGCGUUGUCGUGUGGUUUGAUUCGGAAAAGGCCGUGUCGUCGCCCAAGUUGAUCGACCAAGGUCUUCUGCACUCGUCCGUGGUCGUGGUGUUUCUCACGCGAAGCUACAUGAACCAAGUCAAUGGCGACGGCGUCCUUGCUUCCUGUCAGUACGAGUUUACGAUGGCGCUGCGACAUCAAACGAUGAGCCACAUGGUGUUUUGUGUCCUGGAAGAAGACAUGAUGCGCUACGAUAGCCUCACGGGGGAGUUUCGUGAAUUGGCCGGCGACGCGGCGUGCAUGGACUUCACGGACGACAGCUUCCUCGACGAGGCGUGUAACGAGCUCGCGGAGACCAUCACGCGGCUCGACGCGACCAAAGACCAAUUCAGUCAGCCAAACGACGUGGCGCGAUGGGGCGUGACUGCGCUCGUCCGGUUCCUCAAGCAGCCAACGACGCCACCGGAGCUGAUCGACGAAAUCCUCCAUGCGUUGGUCAUGAUGUCGUUGCAGAGUCGGCUCGCCGACAAAAUGGUCACAAAAGGUAUCCUCCCGCUCUUGCUGACCAUGAUCAAGUUGCGCCACCACAACUCGAUGACAGACCGAGGGGUGGAGCUCCUUCUGUUGAAUCUAAAAAUCCUCGCCCGGACAAACGCAGUCACUCGACGUAAAACGACUACUCUCGUGCACGAAAUGGGCCUCCUUCCGGACUUCAUGGACCUUCUCAAGGAUGGCCCCGGCGCGACGAAAGAAAACACAGCCGGAAUGCUGCGCAAUAUGUUUUGUGCUGGCGAACGCAUGGCCGCCCUUCCCGACGUCACGACAAGCGAGCACUUCAAGACGUGUGUGGCCACAUUCUUAUCGAUGCUUGUUCACGGGAACGUAAACCAACAGUACGAAGCAGCGUCGGCGCUGAGUGCAUUCGCCGCGCAUCGGGAUUUCCAAACGCUCAUUGUGCGUGCCAACGGCAUUCGCAUUUGCCUCGCCCAGGUCAUGCAAGCAGACUUGAACGAAUGUGUCCGGGAUCACGUGGCCAUGAUUCUCCGGUUCCUGAGCGGGACGGAAGGAAACCAGCGAGAGAUCGGAGCGGAAGGAGGCGUGGAAGCGUUCUUGACGUUACUGGAGAGCGGGUCGACCUGCCAGCGAGAAACGAGUGCAGGGGCGCUCAACUGGCUCAUGGAAUGCGAAGACAAUCGAUGUAUUCUCGCUGGCGACGGUGGCGUUCCGACAUUGCUCAAGUUCAUGAAGUCCGACACGACGCUAUUCAUCAGCCAACAAGCUAUCAACGCCCUGAGCAAGCUGGCCCAUCACAGCCAUUACCACAGCGACUUGGCGGCGGCCGGUGCCUUGGAGCCGUGUCUGGCGGUGCUGGAAACGGGGGUGGACGGCCAAAAGACGGCCGCAGCGCACAUUUUGUCGGCGAUUGCGUCGACGGACUUGAUCGACGGCAUGAUCAAGGCGAUUCCAAUCACGGUCAAGUUGUUUCACCGAGGAUCGACGGUUCAGAAACGAUUGGCGGUGGACGUGCUCUCCAAGCUGUGUCGGCGCAAACAGUUCAAACAAACGAUCCUGAACCUUGGCAUACCCGAAGGUGCCCGUUCAACUUGCAUUCAAAUCCACAUGCUAGGAUCUUCACGUGGCACGAUGGUGUUCUAG
Aphanomyces invadans is the source of this 2214-nucleotide messenger RNA. RefSeq lists its product as hypothetical. NCBI's taxonomy places the organism in Eukaryota, Oomycota, Saprolegniomycetes, Saprolegniales, Verrucalvaceae. Gene Ontology annotation, molecular function: protein binding. The transcript is spliced from 9 exons. The record is from RefSeq and is a predicted model, not a curated record. Gene Ontology annotation, biological process: signal transduction. The coding region runs from base 1 to 2214 and encodes 737 amino acids.